Xyrichtys novacula (pearly razorfish) is the source of this 10650-nucleotide messenger RNA. The record is from the annotation of a GenBank genome assembly. Lineage: Eukaryota; Metazoa; Chordata; Actinopteri; Labriformes; Labridae.
AGCUUUAAAUACAGCAGUCGCGCCAGUGACUCACAUCUGUCAACUUGUUGCUCCAGCUUUAAGGUCCUCCUCAUCACUUCAGCGAGACAAGUGAAUGAGCAGGAGUCCAGGUUAUGGUCUCAUAAACUAAAGGUGAACAUCUAAGAAGAGAAAAUGAAGACUCUGUGUGUUUUGUUGUCUGCGGUGCUCUGGACCGUAAUCCUUGACCGGACUGCUGCGGUAGCGGGACACCGACUCAACGACUCCUCUCUCGGUGAGGGGAUCUUUUCUCUCAUAGAGCAUUCAUUCAACGUUUCGGGGAAGGUGACUAACAGGACGUCUGGCUUUUUCCUGCUGGACUUUGACGAGGGCAUGCUGGAGGAUUGGAGGUCUUUGGCCAGCAAGAAGAGGCGAGAGGGGGAGUCUCAGGACCGGAGUGUGAAAGCGCUGCUGGUGGCCGCCUACUCCCUCAUCAUCGUUGUCUCCCUCUUUGGAAAUACACUGGUGUGCCAUGUGGUGGUAAAAAACAAGCGCACCCAGUCCGCCACCAGCCUGUUUAUCAUGAACCUGGCUGUGGCGGAUAUCUUCAUCACUGUGUUCAACACACCCUUCACUUUGGUAAGAGUCCACUCUACACAACUCUGAGUUUAGCUGAGGGACAACAGACUCACAUUAACUUAUCAAGAGGGUUAUGAAGAAGCUUCGACACACUUGAGAAGUCAGAAAAGUUUUUAACUAGUUUUAAAAAAACAACAUCAUUUUAAAAUGUAUACCUUUAAUGCCUGAAACUACAAAUUAUGGCCAGAAAAUUCAUUUUUUUUGGAGCUGAAAUGUUUAUUUUACUCACUAUUGAAAACCAAAAAAUUAAAAUGUCCUUAAAAUUAAACAAAUAUAUUUAUUUAUCUUGUUUGAUACAUUACAUACAUGUUUUUUGAAACUGUUCAACCACAAGAGGACAUUUUUGUCAUUUUCCAGACUGUAUUCCGGUGUUUUUUAGUAAUUUGUUGAUCACAUUGAUUUGAUAGAAGCAUCAUAAAAGUAUGUAUCAAAUAUGAUACAAAAGGCAAUAAAGGACAACUAAUGAUUUAAGUUUUUUAUUUUUAAUAGCUCAUUGGAUUUUCAAGCUAUGAACAACAAACUACUUCCCAUCUGCUUAAAAUCUUAUUAUAAAACUUUUCAAUCAGCUAGUAUUAAAAAAAAACAACUUGAAAUGUUUUGGACAGGAUAAGUAGUCAAUGAGCAUUAUUUAUUAAUAUUACUUACUUUUUAUAAAUAUCUCAUUGGAAUUUUAAGCUAUAAACUCCAAACUACUUCUCAUCUGUAUAUAAUCUCUCUUUUCAAAGCUGUUCUGUGACUCAGAAUAUCUCACUAGAGGUCCUACUAGUAGCAAAUGAAGUUGGAGGAUAACCAAACUCAGCACCCUGAUUUGUUGUAAUGUUUUCAAAAGCCAAUGGGAAGCCUGAAUUUGCUUUUUUCCCUGUGCCAUUUACCUUGCAAGCUGUUUACCUUGUUGUAACUGUGUUCUGAUUGUAACUGGAAUCUUUAAAGCCAUGGCACCAGGUUAGCACACUUCCUUAAAGUCGGAGAAUGAUAAUCUUGAGUUAUUUAGUUGCUACCCCAUGGUUAUUUGUUUUAUAGACGCAAACAUUUGUUGUUUUUUUCCAAUGCUAAAUAUCACAGUUUAUCUGAACACAGUUCUUUUAAUAUUGGAAUGAAUAAACAUGCAAUUACGUUCAACAUGUGCCUGUAAUGUUUGUUUUUUGUAAUCUCACACAGCUAUAAUACGACAGCCAGAGGGUGCCUUUAUUUUUCAUUGACCACCUGCUCCCCAAAAUGUCUGUGCACACCACUGUGGGCAAAUAAGAGUACAAGGAUGCACACCCAUACACGGCUUAAGACCUGUGUCUACAGAUUUGUUAUCCGCAUCAAUGGACCGAGUAACACAUCGAUUCAAAUCCAUACCUUUGGUUUUAUAAACAAAGUUUCAUUCUUCAGAUAAAAGGAAUGGAUAACUUGCAUGGGAAACACAUCUUCCAUGUAUUUAUCUGUAAGGAUAGAUGUAAUGGUAUAUUGUGUUUUGAAUUUCCACGAUUGUCAUUGUUUCAUAUACUCACAUACCAUCAGAUAUUGAUACCUUGUUUCCAUUUGUGUGUGUGAUCAGGCUCUGUAUAUCUGUAAGAAAGAGAAAAUACCUCUAGUGUCUAACCAAAGGAUAUGCAUAACCUGAAGAAAGAAAAGAAAGCACAGACUUAACCUGUUGCCAGGGGACUGACUAACCACAUCUGACUGUGCAUAAUAUAUGACCAUAUUUUAGUCGGAUCACAUUACUCAGAGUUACAAACAAGUUCUUUUUAAUCAUUCAAACUUGGUUGAUGAUUAAGAGCAGCUCAGUCCAAGGACACAGCCUGUAAGCCUGAUAGUAGUCUGUUAGAUAAGCUGGUUAUCUGCUAUAAAGCCUCUCUGAAACCUGCUGGAAAAAUUUAAUUUUUUCAAGGCCAUAACAUGGAUUUGAAACGAACGCAUGACUUUUUUUUUUUUUCUCUAUUUGUGUGUGUCCUCUCAGGUCCGAUUUGUGAACAGCACCUGGGUGUUUGGGAGGACGAUGUGUCACAUCAGUCGUUUCGUGCAGUACUGCUCCCUGCACGUCUCAACUCUAACUCUUACUGCGAUCGCGCUGGACCGACGUCAGGUUUGUCUUGAUCAGGAGAUGAAACUGCUCUGCUCUUUUCUCCUUGGGGGGGGAAUGGGGCUCCGGCGUUUCCUGUGUGAUGUACAGGGGCUUAUGUGAAUUUAUCAAAAAAUGACAAAAAAGUUGAUGAAGCUCAGUUUUACAGGCAAGACAACCACGAUUCAGUAAAGUAACAUAAGAAAUCCAGGGUGCUUAGUAAAAAUGAUCAAACAACAUAGUACAUGUAUGACAAGAUUACAAGAAAAUUGAAUUUGGGAUGGGUUAUCUUUAUGUUUAAAAAAAUGGACACAACAUACAUUAACAAAAGAGACAUUACACCAGAGAAAGUCCCUCUGGUUACUCUGAUUUUGACUGUCUCCCACCAGAAUACCAGAAGAGAAUCAGAAGAGAGAGUUAUCAGUCAUGGAGUUCUUCAAAAUGAAAUCUUUUGAUAUCCCAAGACUCAUAAAUCUCCAACACAGUAACAGAGUAACGGAAAACAACAAACAAAGACUAAAGUAUGGGGGGAAAAAGACAUGGAGACCAUGACUUUGUGGUAAAUUUGACUUUUGAACUUGAACUAUUGAAAUCUAAUCAGUCCUAAUUUGUAUGAGCCCUACACAAAAGCUAUCCACAUUCAGAUUAAAACCAAUUAUAUAUUUUUGAUUUUUUUGUCACUUGCUUUUGUUAAUGAUUAUCAAACAUUACUGAAUGUUUUUUUUAAUUAAAAUGGGAAUCUAAACGUGGUGGUUAGACGCUGUUUUGAGUAAAAUGUUGCCUGUGAGUAAAAUAAGGGAUCUGAGGGAAACUGUCAUUCCUGAAAUCCUCCCUCUCCUUGGUGUGUGUGUCUCUAUUUGUUUGAUAUUCAGUAGUAUGUGAUUGAUCAGGGGAUCAGACCACACUUCAUUUAUAAAUCCUCUCAGAAACUAAUGACAUUGACCUUUAAGGCUUCAAAUCUAGUGUGACAAACAAAUGUGAUCCUCUGCCCUUUAAAUGAUAACUCAGGAACGCCUCAGGUAGAAACAGCUGUGGAAUAACUUUUAAACUUAAUCCCCAGAAUAAUUGAAUUUAAAGAUUUAUUUACCUUGUAGUUAACAGUCAGUCACUUUGACUACACUUUUUAAUUCUUGUGAAAAUCUUCACAUCUUGAGGGAUUUUCAUGUGGCUUGAGAGGGAAGGCUCAAGUUGACCUUCCCUCUCAAUCUUUUGUCCCCCAGCACCUUGUCCACCUAUUCAUUUCUCUGUAGAGAGAAGGGUCACUGACAAUAACACGACCUUUGAAGACACACUGAGAAAAAGAAUGAGAGUUUUUAUCUGAAGGCUAGCAACUGCAACUUCAGCGAUUCCUGCAUGAGAUGUGAGGUUACCAUGUUGUUUUUCUCCCUCCUCACUUGCUUUUAUGUCAAGGUAAAAAAAGAAAACAAAGAAGAAAAAAUUCUACUUUCUUCCUCCCCUCUCUUCCUUUCCAUUCAGCAUAGCUGUGGCUUCAAAGAUAAGCUACUGCAGACACCUGCAGAUUGUCGGCAUGAAAUGAUUGCUGUUUUGAAAAGUAGCUUUCAGGGGGUUCACUCUACAAAAACAGUUACGUCAUCUGCAAAGAUCCCCCACAUGUUAAACCUGUAUGGGUCUCUACAGUCACUCACAGACAUGGACUUAAGGUGAAGUGGUGCAGGACUGUGACAAAUGACUUUUAUUUUGUUUUUGUCAUCUUUUCCUUCGUGUUUUUAUGUUACACACUAUGACAACUUUGUACCUCGGUGUGCGGUUAGUAGGUGUGCUGCUGGUACUUGAGAGCACAACUAACAGUCCUCACUGGCUGACUGAAUCGUUCAGUUCUCAUGGUUUUCGCUUCACCCUCUCUACAACAUAUGGUCCAUCUUCUAUACAUCAUUUACAUUAAUCCAUUCUCCAGCAGACCACCUCAGCAGCUAACCAACAACUAGUCUACUAAAUAUUCACAUUUAUAUCCAACUUUUUCAGCAUUCACAGUUUGGUGCCAGCUAGUUAAUGAUCGAUUUACAUACAUUACAGACAUUACUUCGGUCAUUCGGUUUCUUUUUUCAGUGUAGCACAAGCUCGUUCAGCAUGCAGCAUUCACUGCAUGUGUUCCUUAGAUAUUGCUUUUUCGAGUCAUUACAGGAUGUUCUGCAUGAUCCUAUGAUUGCUCAUCUUCUUAAAGGUCACUCGGAGUAGAAUCAUGACUGUAUUACUCAACCAUCCAUUACAGGGCCACUAUGAAUUAAUUGAAAUUGCAAUAAGGCUUGUUAGAUUCAUGUCAGUUUUACUUCUCUGUAUACAAACGUAAACUUAAUAUGCUUUUGUCUUACACCGAUGACAAAAAACAGACCUAAAAUCAAACAAAAUCACAAAAUAGUCCAGAAAACUACAUCAAAAUUCUUUAACGCUUGCAAAAAAACACAUCUGAAAUGAGCAACAAAAGGAAAGUGCUUUCAGUGUCAAGGUUUUUUCAAACAUCCUUCUUUGGUUGUUUGGGUGAAAACAUGAGUAACAAGAAACUCUAUUUCAUCGCACUCAAAUAACCCAGAGAAUCUUUCUCCUGGUCUUUUCAUCAGUUUGAUAAUGCACCUUUGAAUUUGUUCAUAAAGUGCACCUGGACUGAUGUUGCCAAGAUCUAUGUGCAGAACUCAAAAACUCUUAUUCAAGAAGAUCCUACUAAAAAAAUCUAAAAGGGGGUACGUUUGACAAGGGGUUCACAAGGCAGGAACAGGCAUGGACAGCAUGGAUAGUAAACCAAGAAAGAAGGGGAAGACAGGGACUGUAUACACAUAGAGGGAACCAAGCAACAAGUGAGAGAGACAUGACAGAGGUGAGAAGAUAGGAAUAAUGAACACAGUGAAACAGUAACAACAGGGAACAGAAACACUUGGAAAAGUGAAACUAACAAGAACCUACCAUGACAUUUCUCCUCCCUUUCAAACUUCUCGGGCCUCUGAAAACAGUGACAUACUGAAUUAAGGCUACUUUGUGUUCAAACGUUUUCAUUUUUAACUCAGAGGUCGAGUCAAGUCAACCUUUAUUUAUAUUGUAUAAACAACUAGAGUUGACCAAAGUGCUUUACAAAGUAAGAAAAGUAUCAAAGCAUUUUUUAAAGUGUUUUAAUCUGUCAGGAUAAUAACAUUUUCAACUUGAGGUGAAAGCCAAAGAGGAAAGAUAGGUCCUCAGUAAGGAUUUAAAAUGUUCAAUAGUGGGGGCGGUUUUUAUAUGAGGUGCUCAGCUGUUCCACGAGUUCUGAGCAGCUACUGCAAAGGCUCAAUCACUCCUAGUUUUGAGGUCAGUUUUAGGUUCAUCCAGGAGCAGUUGAUUGUUUGACUUUAGAGCUCUAGCCAGACUGUGGACAUUAAAAAGCACAACAAGUUAAGAUGAAGUUAAUCCAUUCAGGGCCUUAAAAGUCAGCAACAAAAUUUCAAAAUCAAUCCUGUGACGGAUUGGAAGCCAGUGCAGAGAGAGAGAGAGAGAGAGAGAGAGAGACACGGGUGUAACGUGGUCUCAAUUUCUCUUUCCAGCCAGGAGGCGAGCAGCUGCAUUUUGAACAAGCUACAGGCUCUGAAUGGCUGACUGCUCUAAGCCCACAUACAAAGAAUUACAAAGAAAGUGUGGAUCCCCCUCUCUAAAUCUCCAGGAGGGGAAUAAAUAAAGUUGUUUUAAAGUUAUUAAAGUUCAGUAAAGUUAUUCUUAUUCUUAGAAGCCUUUACUUAAGAUACAAUUUUUAACUGUAAGAAGCUGGACUUAACAACAGAAGACCAAGGCUCUUCACAGAGGAGCAAACACAAUUUGCAAGAGGGCCAAGAGCGCUGCCAUCCAGCUGUUCAAGGUAUCCAAACACAAUGACCUUAGUCAGGAAGUUUAGGCUCAGACAUGACUUAUAAUCUUUCAGACAGUUGAGCAAAGGCUGCAGUGACCCCCACUCCUCAUCCCCAAAGGAAAAUAAAUCUGAACGUCAUCAGCAUAGCGAUGAAAUGACACAUUAUGCUUACAAAAAUAGAGCCAAGGAGUAACAUAUAGAGAGAAUAAGAUUGGGCCCAGAGCAGAUCCCUGAGGGACACCACAAGUAAGAAGGGCUGUCUUAAAGGAGUAAUCCCCAAUGCAGACAGAGAAGGUUCUGCUCACACACCUCUCUAGCUGAGACAAGUGGAUCUUGUGAUCGACAGUAUCAAAAGCAGCUGUUAGGUCUACGAGAACCGUAGUGGAGUCUGCAGAACCAACGGUUAAAAAUCACAUUAUUUAAAACUUUGAAAAGUGCAGUUUCAGUGCUGUGAAACAAUUUAAAACCAGAUUGAGACUUUUCCCAAAUAUUGUGGUUAACUAAAAAUGUCUGCAGCUGAUUAAUACUUACUUUCUCCAGGACUUUGGAUAAAAAAGCAGCUUAGAAAUGGUUCUGAAGUUGGAAAGAACAGAGGAAUCAAGAUUUCUGCUUUUAAUCAGAGGCUGCACAACAGCAUCUGGAACACAGUCAGAAAUAAGGCAAAUAUUUAUCAAUAAAAGGAUUCAUUGCCCAACAGAGUCAGGUACCGCCUUGAAGAGACAGGAGGAAUGCUUUCUGGAGGACAGUAUGUAGACCAGAGAUGGUGAACCGCCUUGAACUGGUCCAAGACAGCUGGGCACAAAGGACGGACAUAGGGGUCUGGCUGAGUGUGGGAGGAUCGUGAAGGUUUGAGAGCAGAAAUUUUCUCAACAAAGAAUUUAAGAAAAUUGCCCCAAAGAACCUUGGUUGGUAAGACAGGUGCUGGAUCACCUGGAUUUAAAAAACAGAGUUAAAAACAGUGAAAAGACCCAGAGACCAGCGAAAGUUUCCAGAGACUAUGCUGGAAAUGAAAGCCAGUUUUUGCUGUUUUCACAGCAUUUUUAUAACCAUGUCGGUUCGUUAUCCAGCACAGACAGACAAAAGCACAGUCAUUUGAUUGGUUGCCAGUGGUUUUGAAAUUGGACAUGAGUCAUUUCCUUUGGAUGAAAUUCAACCCUGAUUUGUAUAAAGAUGGAGUAAAUAAAAACUCUGAUGGUUUCUACAUAAUUUAAACUAUAUAUCACACUGAGAAUAGACAACAGACAUCUUAUAUAGCGUCCUAACUUUUUUGGUAUUAGUUUGUAAAAAGUGUUGUAUGAAUAAUGUAUUUUCUGUAAGUUUAUCUGAUCUGUGUGUUUUCAGGUGAUUUUACAUCCUCUAAGGCCUCGCAUGUCCCCGGCACAAGGUGGGAUCUGGGUUACUGUGAUCUGGAUAAUGGCCAGCUGCUUCUCCCUGCCACAUGCAAUCUACCAGAAGCUCUUGACCUUUACAUACAGGUAAAAAAACCGCACUCUUGAUGACAAUUAUAUGAUUUUUUUAUGGUAAUGGCUUGAUUUUUGGUCUGAAGAUGGACAGAAAAGAUCAUAAUGAUAUUUUAAAAAGUGUUCAGUAACUGAUGGACUUCAAGAACAGAGCAGAAGGAUUAUUGAUCAGACAUGGCCAAAGGAAAAAUCCUCCAAACGUACUGAAAACGGCUGGACUGUGAUUAAAUAUGUUUCAAUGUGUGAGUAGAAAGAUUUUUGCACCUGCUGCUUCAAUUUGCAGUGAAACAUAUUUCCUGUGUGCUCAAUAAUACUGCUGUGAAAGUAAAACCUCGUCUUGAUAUCCCACAGCUCUAAUAAAGCAGUCUUAAACUGUGGUACAAUUGUGACUUUGUAUGACUGAUUGACAAGAGUUUCAGCAAAAGAUAAAUUGUACAGGGUUUCUAACGGUUAAGAUAAAAGAAACUAUUUUCGGCAAAAGUCAUUGUUACUUCCGUGUGAACAUAAUUACAGACAUCAAAAUCAGUGUCGAGAAAAUUAUAAUGUAUGGUCUGAAAAAGCUAUAUGUACCCAGUGUACAGGAAGAUCAGUCAAGGAGUUGUCAAAGUGGUAUAACUAUAGACUGUAUAGAAAAUGGACAACUUGGUUCCGCCUCUUGCCAGUAUACAGAUUUGAAGCUGAAAAGCUCUCAGUAUUUGUGUGAUUUUUCUCCACUUCCUGAAACCAACAUUGUGCAGCAGCGUUGUACGCAUUCAGCGGGAGAGUCGCUGAGAGUCACUGUGAUGGCGCUCGGCUCAAACAACAUAUCCCUCGGGUGACCUACGCAAUUUUUGUACGCCAAUAGGCUGUAUCAAGUGUCAAUCAUUGAAAACAUGAACCCCCUAAAAACUUUUAAAAAUGGAGCUGUCGAGAAAAAAGAGGACUUGAGUACAAACCAGUCUUACAGUAACUACAUGUCAACAUCACAACCAGGGGGGAGAAAAAUUUAUAUUCUGUGUAAUAAAUUUUUAAAGUUUGUCCACAGCUUCAUAGGAAUUGCUGGAGGAGGCAAGAUUUAUGACCUAUACUGCAGCCCGUCAACAGAGGGUGCUGUUCUCAGGGUGGCUUCACCCAACGAGGAGGCAGACGGCAUUCUAUAUCCAGUCUAUGGUUAUAACGCGUUUAUUUAGCAGUCUAAAUUAAUAAUUGAUGAGCUCUAUGUUGAAAAUGUCUGCCAUUGAUUGUUGUCGAUUAAAUGAGUCGUAGAUUAAUAAUAUUUGGGUGGUUGAUUGGACAGCAGUUUUAGCGAUAUCACAGCUGCAGCAUGACAUGCUACAUCACCUGUUUACGGACAAAAGCUUUAAGUUCUUGACAACAUAACUAAUAACUGUCUUUCCUGGUUCUUCUGUGACAUAAUCCACCUGACCAGUAAGGAAAAGGAGCGCAGCCUGUGUGUCCCAGACUUCCCUGAGCCUUCAGACGUCUACUGGCAGUGUAUUGACCUCCUGACCUUCAUAUUACUUUACAUGCUGCCACUCCUCAUCAUCACUGUGUCUUACACCACAGUGGCCUGCCGGCUGGGCUGCUACAACGCCAUCGGGGACACCACAACAGCUCAGCAUGCUGCUCAAAAGAAAAAACGGAGGCGGACAUUGGCUAUGCUGCUCCUAGUCGUCGGGGUGUUCGCCGUCUGCUGGUUCCCGCUCAACUGCUAUGUGGUGCUGCUGUCAAGCCAGGCCAUCCAUUCCUCUAACGCCAUCUACUUCUGCUUUCACUGGCUGGCUAUGAGCUCCACCUGCUACAACCCUUUUAUCUACUGCUGUCUGAACCCCACUUUCAGGCAGGAGCUCAGGCUGCUGGUAAACAUGUGCAGGGAGAAACGCAGGGCUGUGGACGGGUUGGAGCCGGGGCUUCGUCCAGCAGCCGCCUCUGCUCCUCGACACAGGGAAGCUUGGCUUGACAACCAGGAGUCCGCCUGUCCAAGGCGUGCUCUGUCCCACCCAGGCCAAGCCUCUUUGCAGCAGAGCCAUUCCUCCUCCGGUCAGUCCCACAACCUAAAAGACACACACGUGCUCUUCACUGUGAGACAGGUCCUGACAGGAAGAACGGACAUCCUCUCUGUGGAGCCCAUCAUAGCUGUAAGCUGACUGAGAACUACAUGAUGGGCAUUUGGUUUUCCACAGCCUUAAUACUAAUAUACCAUUUGGUUCCAAAGAGGACAGAAAUCUGUCAGAGGCCUGGCUCGGCCCACAUAAAAUGAGUUUUUGAUUGUGCAAAGAUGAAAAAACUGCAGCCGUUAAAGGAUUUCUCUUUGGGUUGCACUGAUUUUCUGUUUCCACAGGGUUCUUUCUUUUUUAUCUCCUUCUCUGUUACAAAGGUUGUCAGAAAUGAAGGUUUCUGAUCAAGUCCCUCAACAAAAACUGUCUGUGAAGAGGUUAUUGAAAGGAUCACACAUCUUAAGCUUCAGUUGACAAGUUUAUGUUGAAAGUUUAGAUUUCUUUCAGUAUUUUUUAAAUGGUCUUAACCUUUGUGUUGUCUACAUCUUUUGUUUACAACCCUCGUAUUUUGGGUCAAAAAUCACCUGUCCUGGUUAAACCCUUAAUAAAAGGUAGCCUCAAAGACAGACAACUUGUUAAUUAUCCGUGUUUCUCUUAUCAUUAAAAGUGUGGCCUUUAACUUUUACAUCUAGCCUUUCUUUUUCAAAGGAUAUCUUUUUUCAUCAAGAAUAUCUUCCUAGCUGC